GGAACAGCCCUAGCAAUAAUAAAAAAAAAACCAAUAACAAUGCCAAGAACCCUCCUGAUUGGUGGGCAAGAAAGGGCAGCCGGGCAGCCAGAGUGUCCCCCUAGUACGGCGCGCUCUGAUUGGAGGAGCGUGGCCCGAGGACGUCUCCCAUUGGCGGAUCGCUGGCCGCGGACGGCGAAACGUUCCAACAAGCUGGUUUUCUAUUGGCGGAGGGGGCUGGUGAGCGGAGGUGAAAGGUUAAGAGAGGGGGCAGUUGCCCCUGAGGCGCCUCAGGAAUGAGCUUGUUUACUGAGGAUUGAAUGCUGGGAUUGCGAGACGGGUAUGGCGAUAGGGGGGAGGGGAGGCAGAACGAGGGGCGCUCCUGAGGUGCCUCCAAGGCGCUAGUCCUCAGUAAGAAGGGGCUAUGAUAGGUUUGGAGGAAGGCCGCCAUGUCGUCCUCUCCUCCUCCUCCUCCUCCUCCUCCUCCUCUUUCACCACCAUCUCCUUUCUGAACCCCAGGAGGGGCAGAGUGUGAGCGUUAGGCCAAGCUGGAGAAUGCCCUGAGCUAUGGGCUCCCGCAGCAGUAGCAACGCUGGCUCGGGGGGCCGGGAGAACCAAGGCAGCUGGUCUCGGAGGGACUCGGGCAUCCUACGCAGCGAAGACGAGGACGACGAGGAUGUGGAUCUGGCCCAGGGGACAGUUUCACCUCAUGCAGGGAGGGGGAACCGCCAGCGCCCGGGUGUUCCAGGCUGUUUCGGAUUCCGACGACGAUACUGACAAUGCUUGGGAAGGACGUUUAGGAGAUCAGUACAAACCCCCAGUGGAUUUGGCACCAGACACCCGGGAUCUGGAGCACAACGAGAUUAAAACACGCAUCCAGUUAGCAACGGGCCGACUCACACCAGGGCGACCCGAUCGUAGCAUCCCAAAGCUCCUGGGACAGAGAGAACGAGGCCUUUGCCAUAACAGCAGUUUCUCAGCAGGGGAAUGUUCGCAGAUCGUGUCACACUUCCUUCCCAAUCAUCUGACCGUCAAAGACACCUAUUUGCAGAAAGCCUUCUGCGGCAUCUAUUCCCGCGAUGGACAACUUUUUAUGUCUGCUUGUCAAGACCAGCGAAUCCGCUUAUACGACUGCGCCUACGGAGCCUUCCGGAACUUCCGGAGCGUCAAAGCCCGCGAUGUCGGCUGGAGCGUCCUGGACGUGGCCUUCACCCCCGACAGGACCCACUUCCUCUACUCCAGCUGGUCGGACUACAUUCACAUCUGCAACAUCUACGGGGAGAGCGAGACCCAGACCGCCCUGGACUUGAGGCCCGACGAACGCCGUUUUGCUGUCUUUUCCCUGGCGGUCUCCUCGGAUGGAAGGGAAGUGCUUGGCGGGGCCAACUACGGCUGUGUCUACGUGUUUGACAUGGAGCAGAAUAAGCGGACGCUUAAGAUCGAGGCCCACGAAGACGACGUGAAUGCAGUCGCUUUUGCGGACAACAGCUCCCACAUCGUCUUCUCAGGCGGCGACGACGCCAUCUGCAAAGUGUGGGACCGGCGCACCAUGCGAGAGGAUAACCCCCAGCCUGUGGGGAUCUUGGCUGGGCAUCAGGACGGCAUCACCUUCAUCGACAGCAAGGGAGACGCACGAUACCUCAUCUCCAACUCCAAGGACCAGACCAUUAAGCUGUGGGACAUGCGCAAAUUCUCGGGCCAGGAGGGCCUCGAAGCAUCCCGGCACGCUGUCACCCAGCAGAUCUGGGAUUAUCGCUGGCAACAGGUACCCAAAAAAGCCCGACGUAAAUCAAAACUUCCAGGGGACACUUCUCUCAUGACCUACCGGGGCCACGGAGUCCUGCACACUCUGAUCCGCUGCCGGUUCUCCCCACCUCACAGCACGGGACAGCAGUACAUUUACAGCGGGUGCUCCACAGGACGGGUGGUAGUCUACGAUCUCCUGACCGGUCUCAUUGUGAAGAAACUGAUCAAUCACCAAGCCUGCGUACGAGAUGUUAGUUGGCACCCAUACGAGGAGAAGAUCGUUAGUACCUCGUGGGAUGGAAACGUAUGUCUCUGGGAGUAUCAGCAAACAGAGUACGACGAAGAUGAUCUCAGCGACCCCCAGCAGCUCCUAACAGGCCGAGAAAAACAUCCCCAGCUGGCCGUCCCCCCACACCAGUAGCCUUCCCCCCCCCUCGCUUGUUCGCCACCGUUCUCCAGUUUGGGACUUACUCAGGGGCCGAGAGCGAGGGCGAAAACGACGUCUUGCGUUGCCAAUCAUUUCGGGUGGGCGGUGUUCGCCGGGGCGAAGCGGAAAGCCACUUCGGACGAACCCACACACCCCUCUCGAAUGAACCGAUCUUCCAUCUCCGAAACCUCCGGCAUCAUCGGCUUUGGGGUCCCGCGGUUGGAUCCGAAGGAUAGCGACAAAAAACGACAACCACCUACCGGCGAAAGAAACGGCGAACAAUCCCGCUGGAGGUCUUGGUCAAAGCUGGGCUGAUUCUGUAUCCUUCCAGAUGAGCUGGACUCUGUCCCACAAAUCUUGAUCCGAGGGACGGCAGCCCAGGAAUAUGGGCCCACCGAAAUUCACAGCUGGAAAGCCCGAUGGGUCCCUUAGAAGAAAACCUCUCCUCCUUUUUGGGGAUAUAUAGAAUCAUGACUGGAAAAUCACCUCGCGGCAUCCCGGCCGGUUCCUCCCUGCAGAUGGUCUCUGCAAUGCCCAGAUUCAUUGCGACGAAAAAAAAAAAGUGUAACGCACCCACAAUAAUUUUCGCGGGACCCUUUAAGACUUGACCUCCGUCUGGAGCUUUAUCAGGGAAUAGGGGGAAAUAUAUAUAGAGAUAGAUAGAUCCAGUUUUCUCUGGAUCUGAGCCACGGAGAGGCGACAGAUCCCAAAAGAUCCCUCUUGGUGUUCAGAAGAUCCUCGGUGGGGAGGGGUUUGAUUGAAAUGGCUCCCCCUCUUUUCUCAGAGGGAUGAUGGCGAGCGCUCGCUGACACACAACCCCCCUCCCAGGAGGCUGGGGAGGGGGUCCUUGCAGGAUAUUUGUCAGGCGCCACGAAGAUUCGUGGCCAGAGGGGACAGUUGGAGCUUCCUUCCCAACCUCUUCCUCUUCUCCCAGAUGCUGAGGAUGUUUUCUUCGCAUCGGGCCCAUUGCCCUCAAGUUAACACCACUCACCCCAAAAUAGGGGGACCCCUUUCUAUUUCUUCUUGAGAAAAGGGGGGCAGGCGUUCCUAUCGUCUUUCGCCUUAAACGGUGUCCCCAACCUGGCUCUUCCUUGGCUCCCUUUCCGAAACGCUCGCAGGUGGGGGGAGUCUCACCUGCCCUGUAAAUAUUAAUGGUGAGGGUCCUGCAAAGAAGGGGCAUUUGGGGUACCCGAAGAGUGGUUUUUUUAAAAAAUAAAUGGAUGGAAGGGGUGAGCGAAAAGAGCCACAUGUUUUUAAGCGUGUAAAAGCCGGGGGGGGGGGAUUUCCUUGUUCAUUUCUUCUAGUUGGAGAAGGAGCCCACCCACCCCUCACAGUCCUUCCCCCGGAGGGCUCCAUGUUGGGGCUCCUUUCCAAAUCUAGGUUUUGUAGAAAAGGGGAGGGUCUUUCUCCCCCCCCCCCGUUUCAGGGGUGAUGCAAAUAACUGUCUGAAAUUAUCUUAAAAUAAAAGUGGUUGAAAUUUGA
Molecule: messenger RNA, 3634 nt
Organism: Ahaetulla prasina
Lineage: Eukaryota; Metazoa; Chordata; Lepidosauria; Squamata; Colubridae
Gene: DCAF11
Product: DDB1 and CUL4 associated factor 11
Exons: 14
Coding region: 656-2146 (496 amino acids)
Biological process (GO): proteasome-mediated ubiquitin-dependent protein catabolic process
Cellular component (GO): Cul4-RING E3 ubiquitin ligase complex
Molecular function (GO): protein binding
Source: RefSeq, a predicted model, not a curated record